AUGCAGGCGACCGCAACAGCUGCCAUCAGGACUUCGCUCGUCGAGCAGAAGCGCAUUCAGUGGGCCAGGGAGAGAGAAGAAAUGUCGAGACUCACGGGAAACUGCAACCCGAGCAGGAACAAAGACGCGGUCCGCAGUACGAUUCGUACUUACCCGAAUGGCCAUAGAACCUCGCUGUCGGAGAUGAAUGGCAAGCGCCACCAUCAGCAACAUCCCAAAUAUGCGAGCACGAUAAGCUUGCGUAGUUUGGGAUCCGACGCCGGCAACUCCUGCCUCGGCUACAACAAUGGCCACGAUCUCACCACCAGCGCGAGCCUCAUUAAUCUUCAGGAUUAUCAAGAACUCGAACGCGUCUCGCGUCAAAGGAGCCCCAGUUUGCCGCCUAUUGUUCACGCCAGGGAUGAGUAUCGCUAUCAGACUCAAGAGGCUAACGCGCCGCACGGCCGGCAGUCGAGGCACAGGUGUACGACCCGUAACUCCAGGUCGCGGCGCAAGAGCGACAACGCCACCGACUUGGACCUGCCCGAGGGCGAGACCAGCGGCUACGCGAGCGACAACCUCGACGCGGCCGCGAUACAACGGCACCACCAGCAGCACAAACAACAGGCUGUUACUUUGCUGCCUUGUCAUGUAAACUGCAGAAACCCGGACUCGGCGAUGGGAGAGAGGACGUGGCAGAAUCCGUAUUGUUACGAGGACGAGAACUCGCUGCCGUCGACGCGGAAGUUGGCGAGCCUGAAAGCCGGGGAGUUCAACAGGCAGCGGUGGGGUAGCGUUUGGGGCCAGGAAACGUCAAAAGACCCACCGCCGCCUUCUUGGUUGGAGCGAGGGUUAUCGCGGCUCGAUCACAGCUCGCAAGUUUUGGUGAUAAAUCACGACAGCGCCAGCAGCCCGGAAAGCUCGACCACCGGAUCCCUCAGCUCGGACACUAACAAGCGGUACUUGCGAGGCCAGAAUGUGCCGAUCGACGCCGACAUCCUGCAAGAGCGCGAGCUCAGGCGGCAGAAGGCUCUGGAGCUUCAAAGCGCGAUAAAGCAGCAACUCGCGGAACGAGAGGAAAAGAGGAUCGAGGAGAGGGAGAGGAAAGCUAGGGAAGAACGAGCCGAGGAGGAGAGGAUCAAAAGGGAGAUGGACAUCGAGAAGCAAAGGCUCGAUGAGGAACAGCGACGGCAGCGCGAGAGGGAAGCAGCCAAGCAAAAGAAGAACAAAGCGAUGCAGGAUAUGUUGGAGGCAGCCGAGCGCCAGUCGAAGGAAGACCGACAGCAGCGCCGGCAUCGCACGUCUGACGAGCAGCAACACGCUUCCGAGAUCGUGAAGUCGGAUGACAAUAGAAACGCCGUUGCUGUCGAUAAGGAGACCAAACAGGCGUCCAACCGACAUGAAUCCAUGGACACUCGCGAAAACAAAUCAGAUCCAGCAGAGGUCGUGCGACUUCCAGUCAGCCAGGAGGUAGCGAUAGUCCUGAGUGCCAGGAUCGAAGAUACGGGAUUGCUGUCCAAGUCGCCGCUAAAACUAGUGAAUCUCGUCGUGAGUCCGACGUCACCGCGUGCCAGUAGCAACGGCCAAAGGAGCGAUUUGGCUUCUAGUCUGAACGCACUUUUAGCCGGUGGUUUCGGCAGUCCAAUCGUGUUGAGGACGGCAUCGCCCAAGAUGAAUGCAAACCGACUGCUCACCCCAAGCAAGUAUCGACUGCCCGCAGGAGUAGACUGCGGUACUCAGACUGACUGCGAGGAUGACUUUUUGAAGGAUUCCGCGGAAAAGUUGCACGAGUCGACCAAAACGAAGGAGACCAAGGAGCGCAAGGAGGCCAUCAACCAAAGCCGCCAGGAUGUCGAAAAAUCAACAAACACGGACAUGGAGCAAACGUCAAAGCCACUGGGACGCGGGAAGCAGCAACAGACCCGACAGAGCUUGGAAUCGCGGCCUCGCUGGAACGCAAAUCGUCCAGGUACUCGCUAUCGGACUCAGAGCGAGAAGGACCCGCAUUAUCAGAGACGCAUGAGGCUCAGGAGAAGACAACUGGAUACCAGCGAUGAGGGAUCGAGCGACUUUCGCAGAUCGCCUUCACCGGGUCGACGCAAAUACGGGAUUACAAAGGCAAAGUCUCGGAACUCGAUCAGGCGCGUAUCGAAACCCGACAACUAUGACGCAGACGCAUCAAUGGACAGUUUGAAUUCACUUGUUCCACUGCACACGGAUAAAAAUGGUCGCAUCAGCAUCGAAAGGCCCGACGAGCUUUUACGCAGGAACAACAAUGUUUGGCACGGGGAGAACAUUUUGACUCAUCUGAACUCCCUCAGAAACAGUCUCAUCAUGAAAAAGAAAGAGUGGGAUCUUCAGGAGUGUCCAAUCACGCCGUUAAACGAUUUAUACUAA
Molecule: messenger RNA, 2376 nt
Organism: Copidosoma floridanum
Lineage: Eukaryota; Metazoa; Arthropoda; Insecta; Hymenoptera; Encyrtidae
Biological process (GO): cilium assembly
Cellular component (GO): microtubule; cilium
Molecular function (GO): microtubule binding
Source: RefSeq, a predicted model, not a curated record